Messenger RNA from Sphenostylis stenocarpa, 1068 nucleotides. The record is from the annotation of a GenBank genome assembly. Lineage: Eukaryota; Viridiplantae; Streptophyta; Magnoliopsida; Fabales; Fabaceae.
AUGUCCACCUUCGUUCAGAUUCGAGACGCCGGCGUCGCCGCCGACGCAGGAGACGGCUUCGACUCUCCGGCGAAGCAGAAAGCCGCCAGCCGAAGCGCCUACAGCUACCGCCCCCUUCUCAACCUCCGCCGAGCCAAACAGUUCCUCGGCGCUUCCAAGUUCAAGCUCUUCUUAGGGCUGUUCGCUCUCUCCGUCGUCAUUUUGGUCACCUCCAGACUCAGUUCGUGGAUGGGUUGGAACCCUCACCACCCUUCUUCGGUUUCCUCUACUUCAAGGGCUGGCUAUACUGUGCUUAUAAACACUUGGAGGCAAAAAUCUCUUCUGAAACAAACAGUUGCUCAUUAUGCAUCCUGUCGAAGUGCUGAUGCAAUGCAUGUGGUGUGGACUGAAAGUGAACAACCAUCUGAGAGGCUGAAAACAGAUCUUAAUAAGAUUGUGGUUUUGAAGUCUCAGAAAGCUCAUAAAUCAAACUUUAGAUUUUACAUCAAUGAAGAUUAUGAGUCGAACAGCAGGUUUAGGCCAAUAAAGGACCUGAAGGCAGAUGCAAUUUUCUCAGUUGAUGAUGAUGUAAUUGUUCCAUGCUCUACUCUAGAUUUUGCUUUCUCUGUCUGGCAAAGUGCACCACUCACAAUGGUGGGAUUUGUUCCUCGAAUGCACUGGCUGGAUAAGGAGCAAAAUAAUGUUGCAUAUUACAGGUAUGGAGGAUGGUGGUCUGUUUGGUGGAUGGGCACUUAUAGCAUGGUUCUCUCAAAGGCUGCAUUCUUUCACAGGAAAUACUUGGAUUUAUAUUCUCACGAGAUGUCUCCAUCAAUUCAGGGCUAUGUUUCCAGGGAGAGAACUUGCGAAGACAUUGCAAUGUCCCUUCUCGUUGCAAAUGCCACAGGUGCUCCUCCAAUAUGGGUGAAAGGCAAAAUCUAUGAGAUUGGUGCAUCGGGUAUUAGCAGUCUGAGAGCACAUAGUCACAGGAGAAACAGAUGUCUCAAUGAGUUGAUAUCACUUUACAAACCUCUGCCACUUGUGUCAACUAAUGUGAAAGCCGUUAGCGCUAGAAAUGAAUGGUUAUGGUAG